Messenger RNA from Dunckerocampus dactyliophorus (ringed pipefish), 4737 nucleotides. RefSeq names its product v-akt murine thymoma viral oncogene homolog 3a (gene akt3a). NCBI's taxonomy places the organism in Eukaryota, Metazoa, Chordata, Actinopteri, Syngnathiformes, Syngnathidae. Gene Ontology annotation, biological process: protein phosphorylation. Bases 563 to 2014 code for a protein of 483 amino acids. Gene Ontology annotation, molecular function: protein serine/threonine kinase activity; ATP binding. The record is from RefSeq and is a predicted model, not a curated record. The transcript has 14 exons.
GAGCUUCCCCGAAAGUCAAAACAAGCCUUGAUGCGGUAACGGUGCUUCCUCUCGUUGCUCGUCGGAAAUCCGUCAAAACUGAGAUUCUCACGAUGGGACUUGGAAUGUAAAUAACACAAGGACAACCGACUUAGCACAUUACUUACUGAAACGAGUGGAAAUUGCAAAAAAAAUACAAGCCGGAGCUCAGAUCGCACCUGCUGCUUCAGGCUGAGUCACUGCCGGUGAGGAGGAAGGUCUGGAGAGGGAACAGGAGAGGAGGAGGAGGUGGUGGCAGCGGCGGCGGAGGAGGACGAGAAGAAGAAGCUGAGCGGGAGGGAGAUAAGCCACAGCACGAAGCACGACGACACACACGCACAUUGAGUGUUUGUGUUGGUGAGUGAGAGAGCAAGAGACCACGUGAACAAAAGGGCGAACGGCGAAGGAAGGAAGGAAGGGAGGGAGAGUGACGCGAGGCUGGGAGAGCCACCCCCCCACCCCUCCUCCACAACCUCCUCUCCUCCCCUCCCUCUCGCUCUCUGUGGAGCAGGCGUGUAGCGGCAACACUCGGCCUGGAGGAACCAUGAGCGAUGUCACCGUCGUUAAAGAGGGAUGGCUUCAGAAACGGGGUGAAUACAUAAAGAACUGGCGGCCACGUUACUUCCUCCUAAAGACGGACGGCUCUUUCAUCGGCUACAAGGAGAAGCCUCAGGACGCCGACCUCCCCUAUCCUCUGAAUAACUUCUCUGUAGCAAAAUGUCAGCUGAUGAAGACGGAGAGGCCCAAGCCAAACACCUUCAUCAUACGCUGCCUGCAGUGGACCACCGUCAUAGAGAGGACCUUCCACGUGGACUCACCUGAUGAGAGAGAUGAGUGGACAGAGGCCAUCCAGAUGGUCGCAGACAAGCUGCAGAGGCAAGAAGAGGAGAGGAUGCAGUGUAGCCCCACCUCCAAUAUCGACAACAUGGUGGAGGAGGAGAUGGACAUCUCCACCACACACCACAAACGCAAGGUUGUAACAAAUACAAUGAGCGACUUCGACUACCUGAAGUUGUUAGGAAAGGGAACCUUUGGUAAAGUGAUUCUGGUCCGGGAGAAGGCCAGUGGGAAAUACUAUGCCAUGAAGAUUCUGAAAAAAGAAGUUAUCAUUGCCAAGGAUGAAGUGGCGCACACCCUCACAGAAAGCCGAGUACUGAAAAACACCAGACACCCCUUUCUCACCUCAUUGAAGUAUUCAUUCCAGACAAAAGACCGCCUCUGCUUCGUCAUGGAGUAUGUGAAUGGGGGCGAGCUGUUUUUCCAUUUGUCCAGAGAGAGGGUGUUCUCCGAAGAACGGACGCGCUUCUACGGCGCAGAGAUCGUGUCGGCCCUCGACUACCUGCACUCAGCCAAGAUCGUGUACCGGGACCUCAAGCUAGAGAACCUGAUGCUCGAUAAAGAUGGCCACAUCAAGAUUACAGACUUUGGCCUCUGCAAAGAAGGCAUCACGGACGCCGCCACCAUGAAGACUUUCUGCGGCACGCCAGAGUACCUUGCACCUGAGGUCCUGGAGGACAACGACUAUGGAAGGGCGGUGGACUGGUGGGGUCUGGGCGUGGUGACGUACGAGAUGAUGUGCGGACGGCUGCCCUUCUACAACCAGGACCACGAGAAGCUGUUUGAGCUCAUCCUGAUGGAGGACAUCAAGUUCCCGCGCACCCUUUCAGCCGACGCCAAGUCUCUUCUGUCCGGCCUACUCAUUAAAGAUCCCAACAAACGACUUGGUGGAGGACCGGACGACGCCAAGGAAAUAAUGAGACACAGUUUCUUCACUGGAGUUGACUGGCAGGAUGUCUACGACAAAAAGAUGGUUCCUCCGUUCAAGCCUCAGGUGACCUCUGAGACGGACACCAGAUACUUUGACGAGGAGUUCACAGCCCAGACCAUCACAGUGACACCACCUGAGAAAUUCGACGAGGACGGGAUGGACUGUCUGGACAACGAGAGACGACCGCACUUCCCGCAGUUCUCCUACUCGGCCAGCGGGCGGGAAUGAACUAGUUCCCCUUGGUGACAUCAUCACAGCUGGUCUAUGAGGUCAUCAGUGUGGGACGACAUUGACGGCAAAAGAGAGACCCACACUUGCGGACUGAACAACCCUAACCCUCCUCUUGUCUCGGGGUAGGGGGUGGGUUGCCACUCUUAGCCCCGCCCCUUUGCUCUUCACCUUUCCAGCCAUCUCGUUUGGUUUCUGAAUGGAGCUUGUUGCGGUACAAACGUCCAGUUAGCAGUUAGCGCUAACACACAGUAGUUAGCAGUUAGCGCUAACAUUGAAGGGGACUGCUGCGCUUUGACACAUCUGCUGAGCCCCCCCCUGUGAUUGUAGUCAAGGAGACGUUGUGUGGCUUGUUGAGCCAUCAGCGGUUGUAUCUCAGGCUUUUGCACACAAACACACACACACAGUCACAUGAAUCAUUCUUGGAUCGACUGAGGGGGUCUGGCAGUAAGGAAAAAAUGACGUCCAGCAGACCACAUGUACGCAGGAUUUGACUCAGGUUGUGCUCUGUGCAAUCCAUUCUCCUCGUUGCUGCUAUUCCAACAUCCACCACUAGGACAGGAACACCAACCAGACGACUGCUAAACACCCGGUGCUGCCCUCCCGGCUUUAACGCUGCAGGACAUCAAUAACAACGCAGGCGCUAGCAACAUGUCGCCUAUGCUUGCAAACUUGCUGCUAAUGUGGCGCUACGACACAUCAACAUAGAUUAAAAAAAAAGAAAGAAAGAAAGAAAAAAAAAGGAUGUCAUGUUUGUGCGAGUGAGGAGGCUCAAGGAGGCCAACCAAAGCGCAGCAGUUCCCCAGACGUCAUUUAGCUUUACUACAUACACCACAAUGCAGUCAUUGAUUUAUCACUUUGAAUGUUGUCCCGAGGAAAGCUUUACUGUGACUGCAGGAGAACGCUGCUGCUGCACGUCUAGUCUUUGUGCAGCAGGGGAGCACACAGCAACGCCAUGGAUGGACGUGUACAGGUUUAAGAUACUUCCCAUCAUUUAUCAUUCGUCAAGGUACGCAGCUCCACUUGUUUGUUCUUGCACUCGUCCCUUUUCUAUUUGGUAUACAACCAUUUGUUAGGGCUGAGAAACUACACAAAAACGGCUAAAUGGCUGAAGAAUGUAGGAGGGGAAACAUUUAGUAUUACCUCCACCAAGGAUUAUUUAUGAUUUAUUUAUUAGCUUGUUUAUCUGUUUGUGUGUGUGUGUGUGUGUGUGUGUGUGUGUGUGUGUGUGUGUGUGUGUGUGUGCGUGCGUGCGCAUGUGCGUGCAGGACCUACGCUCCUUGGCGGAGGUCUUGUCCACUAGAGGGUGCUGGGAAGCUGGGGACCUCCACCAAGGCCCCAAAAAAAUAGCUAUUCGGUAAACACCAUGAAGCAUUUCAUAUUACAACUUAUAAGCAUGCAAAGGAUUUGACUUUGCUCUUUUGUUUUUUGUGACGUCACCACAAAAGGGUACCAGUGAUGGCAAAUUGGGAUAAUAACCAUAGAACCAAAAAUGGGACUUUUAUUUCCUGGCUGCUCAGUAUAAUAUGGCCAAGUCAACAAUAAAUUACUUAUUAGUAAUUUUUUUUUACUUUACCUCAACUGCAACAGUGGACUCUCGCAUGUCUGCCACUGGCGCUGUCUCUUAUGCUAAUUACCUACACCUUCUCAGUCCUUCUGUCCAGGCAGCUCAGUACAAUAUGGCUGCCUGAACAGCAAAGUAACAGUAAUAGAAUGCCAAUUGUGAGAACACAAUGUGGUGUGUGUAUAUUAUACAGUGCUUGUUUUGCACUUGGGGGGGAAAAAAGGUCAGUGUAAACAUUGCCUGUAUGGUUGAUAAAGCUUUCAUCAUGGCUGCAAUUUAUUUUGUACUUUUGUUGGAGACUUGGUGGAGGUCUGGGUUCUGGGCAUGCUCAUGUUUUGUGGAGGGGGGGUGGGGUUUCCAUGUUUUUUGUUUUUUUUCCUGUGUGUUUUGUGACCAAACUGUGACGACCCGCAGGUGACUGGAGAUGUUCAAGGCCGACGUAGAAAGUUUUUGAUUGUAAAAUGAUCAGGGCGGCGUUUACUGAUGAGCUGUUCCAUCAAUGACCUCUUCUGCUAAUUGCAAACGUGUUUGUGUGUAUUUGUGUUGUCAGACGUGAUCUGACAAGGAAGGUGAGGUGCAAGUAGAAGGUAGACUGAAGGUGUGUCAGGUAGGAGUGUGGAAGGAAGGAAGGAAGGAAGAAAGCAAGGUCUGUGUUUCCUGUCAAAACAUUCCAGGUCGGAAAGAAGUGUGAAGAAGUUGCGGUGUGUGUCUUUAACGCUUCUUUGGUGGCGUGUAAAUAGUGCGUGAUUGUCUUCCAGUGUGACCACCACCAUGUCCCCCGAUCAUCGUUUUUGUCUUCACAUGCCAGGAAAGCCUUACGGUUUCACUCCAAAUAAGAAAAAAAAACCUUGAGAUUUUAUGGAUGAGGCAGUUAAAAGUACAGUUGGGGGAUGUGCUUGUUCUUAUUUAUUAUCAUUAUUAUUUGAAUGUCAUCGUAUGAUCAUUGAUGGAUAACUUGAAUUUAUUUUCUAAUUUAUUCUUUUGUUAGCACCACCAGGUUGUGUUUGUGUGUUCAUUCUGCAGUUGAAGUCCUUUACAGACUUCCUUUUAAAAAAGAAAUGCAGCCUUUUUUUUUUUGUUCUUUACAGAUAUGUCACAUACAACAUAUGACUUGUUUUUACUGCUGCUCUUUUACAUACAUUAAACUAGCAAAGGUCAA